AUGCCCCCCCCACUCGUGGACCCCUUCUCGGCGUCCUCCAAGCCCAUGCCCAUGGUUGAUAGCCUCCCCCGCCUUCCCCUCCAAUUCGCCGCCACGUUCCACCCCAUCGAUCCCAACACUUCCCUUCCAACUCGCGCACCUCCCCGCCCCCGGCCUCAGAGAGAUCCUCUGCCGCCUGCUCCACCCAUUCCGAUGUAUCACCAAAGCUUCUCACCGAAAGCGCCGUCCACGAGGGAUCUGAGAGAUCUCAAACUGGAAGAGGCAAGGGUCGGGAGCGACGCGUGGAUUAGCAAGUGUAUCGCUGGCUGUAUGGAUAAAUCAUCACCGGUCCUAGAGUUCACAGGUAUCGGCCUAGAGACGUUGUCUACCAGGAUAGUCGAGAUGCGCGACAUUGUCACCAUUAAACUUGCCUAUUUUGGACCCCGCUCUCCUGUCACUACAUUGCCCAAAGACCACCAAGCGGCACAGCAAUCAAUAGGCCACGGCCGGCCGGCUGGUUUUGGGCGGCCAGAGUUACGAAUCAGUUCGGCACCAGCUGCGAUGGGAAUGCGCAAUCCACGCGCAUCGCAAACGCCGCAACGAACUGGGGUUGUCCGAUUUGAUGGCCUACCUACACCAGCCGAAGAAGAGGGCGAGGAUGUAGCGAUCCCACCCCAGCGAUUUGCCAGACAAAACCCUAUAUCUAGAAGUGUUACGACCAUGAGCCCAGGUAGCAGCCAGCCCAACGCCGAGAUAUUUGCUGGUCAGAACAGGUUGACUCGAUUGCCUUCGGCAUUGUUCGAGGUUGGAAAUAUAUCAGUACUAUCCCUGCGGGGAAAUCGACUGCAAGCCUUGCCAGCAGCUAUCGGUAGCCUCAUAAAUCUCAAAGACCUCAAUGUAGCCAACAACUGCAUCACCGAGCUGCCACACACCGUCCUUUCUCUGGAAAGACUUGAACUCUUCUACGCUCACCCGAAUCCAUUCCUGGAAAAGGAUUCAGCCGGCCCCAUGUCACCUCUAGUGCGCCAUUGUCAGGCGCCCGUCCGAAGUUUGCGGGACAUGUGUUUAUCUCUUCUGAUUACACCGCGGAAACCGCAUGACCUCCCUCCAUUGCUAGACCGAUACGACUGGGAAGAGUUUGACAAUGUCGAACCUCAUCCCCUCCUUGAUCCCGCGGCCCUCCACACGGUCAUCCCGUGCAUUUCAGAAUCAACGCACAAACGCAUUCUACAGCUCCUGCGCAGCUUUAGCAAUCAAUUUCAUUACGCCAACGGACAUCAGCGUUCGUGGGAUCUGGACCGGAUAGACCCCUUCCCCCGAGGCAGUGAUGCUCCAGAUGAUGAUGCUUCUACCAAUCCCUAUUAUGAUUUCUGCCCUUCUCCUCGCCAUCUUGAGAGUGAUCUUGUCCCCACUCGGCACUUGUUCUUGCAUCCGGCAGAGGAGAGGGUGGAGUGGAGGGAUUUUGCCGGGCAAAAGAACCUGCCGAUACGAUGGAAAGGGUGUUCACCUGGAUGUCUGGCCUUUCUCGAGCAGGAACGUGAAGAGAUCGAGGAUGGAUUCGACGCGGCUGUCAUCGGAGACGGUGACGUGGUGUUCUGA
Cryptococcus amylolentus CBS 6039 is the source of this 1578-nucleotide messenger RNA. RefSeq lists its product as hypothetical. NCBI's taxonomy places the organism in Eukaryota, Fungi, Basidiomycota, Tremellomycetes, Tremellales, Cryptococcaceae. The transcript has 4 exons. Bases 1 to 1578 code for a protein of 525 amino acids. Gene Ontology annotation, molecular function: protein binding. The record is from RefSeq and is a predicted model, not a curated record.